UCGAACAACGCUCAGCAAAUCGAGUGGACUCCUGUUGGAAGCGGUUUCACCUACAUGGCUAAACCAGAUGACGUUGGGAGCCACCUGAAGGUUGUCUGCGUUCCCAGGAAUGCCAUCAAAGCGGGCCCAUCGACGGAAGUUAUUUCCUCUUGCGAAGUGCAAGCCGGUCCCGGCCAAUGCCCGUUCGACAUCCGACAUCUGUUUACGCAAAAGAAACUUACGAACGACUACCAAUUCCGGGUUGUUACAUACAACAUUCUGGCGGAUCUAUACGCGGACAGUGACUACAGCCGGACAGAGCUGUUCGGGUACUGUCCGAACUACGCGCUGCAUAUCGACUACCGGAAGCAGCUGUUCAUUAAGGAAAUGUUGGGCUACAACGCGGACAUCAUCUGCCUGCAGGAGGUGGAUAGUAAGAUAUUCGAUUUGGAUUUGUCGGCCGUGCUGCGCAUGAAGCACCUCGACGGACACUUCAAGGCGAAGGGAAAGACAGCGGAAGGGUUGGCAACGUUCUAUGAUAUCAAGCGAUUUGAGGAAUUGGACCGCCAAGGAAUCACAUUCGGCGAGAACUUGGAAACGGCUCCAGCAUUCCAAGACCUUUGGAACCAGAUAAAGUCGAACGAGAAGCUAGCCUCUCGCAUCAAAGAUAGAUCCACGGCAAUCCAGGCGACCCUGCUGCGGUCCCGGUCGGUGCCUGAGAAACAUCUGCUGGUGGCCAAUACCCAUUUCUACUUCCAUCCGGACGCAGACCACAUACGGCUCUUGCAGGGCGGUUUCUCAAUGUUGUACAUCCGGGACCUGUACGAAAAAUACGAACGAGAGUUGGGGCUGGAGAGGAAAAAUUUCGCCAUCGUAUUUUGCGGAGAUUUCAACAGCGUUCCCGAGUGUGGAAUGUACCGUUUGAUGACGGAACGGUUCGUCGGCGAUGAGAUGGCCGACUGGCAGAGCAACGAGGAGGAAGCAGUCCGGGGAGUUACACUCUCGCAACCGUUCUGGUUCAAGUCGGCCUGCGGCUGUCCGAAGUAUACCAACUACACCGUCGGGUUCAAAGCUUGCAUCGACUUCAUCUACUACCAGAGCGAUACGUUGCGGGUGAACGACAUUGUGCCGCUUCCCAGUGAGGAGGAAUUGAUGGCUUAUGAUGCCAUCCCAUCGCCGGUACUUCCAUCGGACCAUAUUGCCCUGGUGGCCAGUCUCGAGUGGAAUGGCAAAUCGUGAUAAAUAAUAAUGUCUUUAUUUACAAUGUCAUAUAAACAGUUUGUAUCAUAGAAACAAUAAAGGUUACGAUGUACAUUUUAAAUUUA
Aedes albopictus (Asian tiger mosquito) is the source of this 1304-nucleotide messenger RNA. Its product is annotated as 2',5'-phosphodiesterase 12. Gene Ontology annotation, cellular component: mitochondrion. The record is from RefSeq and is a predicted model, not a curated record. NCBI's taxonomy places the organism in Eukaryota, Metazoa, Arthropoda, Insecta, Diptera, Culicidae. Gene Ontology annotation, molecular function: 3'-5'-RNA exonuclease activity. Gene Ontology annotation, biological process: nuclear-transcribed mRNA catabolic process, deadenylation-dependent decay.